Messenger RNA from Meloidogyne enterolobii, 459 nucleotides. The record is from the annotation of a GenBank genome assembly. NCBI's taxonomy places the organism in Eukaryota, Metazoa, Nematoda, Chromadorea, Rhabditida, Meloidogynidae.
AUGAAAAGAUUGGAUGUUGGAUAUGUACGUCAAGAUGUAUGCCGGAAAGAAAUGGAAAAACAAUGGAACGAAAUUAACCUUCAAAAUCGUCAAAUUGUCGAUAUAUCCAUCAAUGAUCAAAACCAAAUAGAUUUAAUUUUGCCAAUUAUUGAAGCCAAAAAACGUAUUAUGCAUUCAUUUAAUGAUUUGGAUGAUAUAUUUCUUCACGGACCAAUUUUGUUUGAAGAAAUAAUUUUAUCCAAUUUUAAUAUUUUUCGCUUAGUUGAUCAUUUUUCGCCAAAUCCAUGUGCAAUAUCUUUUGAUGAACUAAAAAGUUGGGAAUCUUCAUUUAAGAAUGAAGGAAUGCUAAAUAAUCGUUUUUAUAAAUUUAUUUUAGUUGACAGACUUUUGUGUUUUGGUAUAGCUAAAUCUAUGCCUGUUUUUGAAAAAUUGACUUUAUCUGAUCAGGUGUUUAUAUAA